AUGCGCGCGUGGCAGUACACGUCGACGGCCGGCGGGCUCGAAAAGAACUUGUUCCUCAAGGACGACGUGCCCGUGCCGACGCUCUCGCCCCGCCGCGGCGCCAGCGAAGUUCUCAUCGAGGUAGUCAGCGCGACGCUCAACCCGGCCGACUACAAGGUGCCCGAGAUGGGGGCGCUGGUACGGGCGACCAUGAUCCCCACGCCCGCGACGCCGGGGCUCGACUUCUGCGGCCGCGUCGUGCGGGCGACGGCGGGCGUCGGCGACCGCGCGCGCGUCGGCGAGCUCGUCUUCGGCCGCAUCGACCCGACCCAGCACGGCACCAUGGCGCCCUACGUCGUGGCGCCCGCGCAGGCCUGCGCCGUCGCCCCCGCCGGCCUGGCCCCCGACGCCGCCGCCACGCUGGGCGUCGCCGGCAUGACGGCGUACCAGGCCGUCGCGCCGCACGUCAAGGCCGGCGACCGCGUCUUCGUCAACGGCGGCGCUGGCGGCGUCGGCACCCUUGCCCUCCAGAUCGCCAAGGCCCUCGGCUGCCACGUCACGGCGUCGUGCAGCGCUGCGAAGGCGGACCUCUGCCGCCGCCUCGGCGCCGACGAGCUCAUCGACUACGGUGCCGCUGACGUCGCGCAGGUGUUGCGCGACGGCGGCCCGACCUUCGCCCUCGUCGUCGACAGCGCCGGCGCCGACCCCCGGCUCUACAAGGCCGCCGACGCCGCCCUGCUGCCCGCCGGCAGGUACAUUCAGAUUGGCGUCGUCCCGUCGUUUGCGUCGGCUAUGAACCUCGUGUCGCGCUUCCUGCGGCCGGCGUUCCUCGGCGGCGGGAAGCACAAGUUUGCGUUCAUGACGGUGCACCACGCGCCCGAGCAUCUCGAGCAGAUGGCGCGGUGGCUUGUCGACGGCAAGAUCCAGCCUGUUGUUGAGGAGACAUUUGCGUACGAGGACCUGCCGAAGGCUAUUGCCAAGAGCAAGACUGGCCGCUGUGCGGGCAAGCUGGUUAUUCAUGUCGGCGAGGCAGAGGCUUGA
This is a messenger RNA of Lasiosphaeria miniovina, 1020 nucleotides long. RefSeq lists its product as uncharacterized. NCBI's taxonomy places the organism in Eukaryota, Fungi, Ascomycota, Sordariomycetes, Sordariales, Lasiosphaeriaceae. The coding region runs from base 1 to 1020 and encodes 339 amino acids. The transcript has a single exon. The record is from RefSeq and is a predicted model, not a curated record. Gene Ontology annotation, molecular function: oxidoreductase activity. Gene Ontology annotation, cellular component: mitochondrion.